AUGGCCGUUCAUGAGAUCGGACAUGCUCUCGGUAAUCUAAUUCAGAGCGGCAAUGUUUUAUUGCAAACUGACCUUCCUUAUUCAAGCCUUCCUUUCAGCCACUAUUUUAAUUGAUUUUUACACCCAUCCAUCAAUCCAUUCAUUUAUUCAUCUUCCCAUUCCUUAAGCCAUUUCUUCGUCCAUCCUCUUGAACCUAACCAUCCAUUGCCUCCUCAAUUCAUCCAUGGAUUGGUUUUCCCACAGGAAGUUUGCACUUUAAGUGCUGAUUGGAUUUAAAGCUAAUAUAAAUUUACUUAUAUGGCUAACUAUGGUUGCAGGAAUGUACCACGAGCAAAGUAGACCUGAUCGUGACAAGUAUGUGACCAUUCACUGGGAUAAUAUUGAAAAGGGUAUGGUCAGCUUUAUGUUAUCGUAAUUAAGAUUCAUGCAAGUGCCGCAGAUCAUGAGCGACACCUUGUAAAAAUUAAAAGGUCACGGCAAAGUUGACCUCAAAACGUCGCCUUCAAUGCAAAAAGUGGCUUUGCGGUGGCCGUGAAACAACUUUAACUGUAAUUUUUACUAAUCCAGUACUGAAAUAGCUAAUGAACAAUUAAUGCUGAAAAAAAUGAGGAAGGAGUCUCGAGGCUCAACUAGUUUGCUAAAACAGCACAAAUUCAACAAUGACUCUUCGAGUUCCCCUACAAUCGCGGUGAUGUCGCUUAAUAACAGUAGUAGGACUGAGUGAGUCUUUAAAAACGCGAAUAAUAAACACAAUCGGACGACAGCAAAGUGAUAUUCCGAUUGUUAAUCACGAGUAUGAUUUCAGACAGAAUUCGAAGGUCACUUUCCUAUUAAAGCACAACCAUUUCAUACUUUGUUACAGUUUCGAUUAAGCAGAUGAUAGCCUGUGGGUUCAAUUAUUAGAUAUCUGGAAAGUUUUUCUCUUAUGAAGAACUCAAUCUGAUCCUGUUAUUUUAGGCCAAGCACACAACUUUAACAAAUAUAGCUACAGUAUCGACAGUUUGGGAUCCCCAUAUGACUACAGUUCCAUAAUGCAUUACGGUAAGCGUGAUUUUGCUUGGCCACCAUGGAAAGUUACCAUUGAGCCGAAGCAAAGAGGAGCAAAAAUCGGUCAGCGGAGACAUCUUAGCACUCUGGAUAGGAAACAGAUGAACAAGCUUUACAACUGCAAUAAAAAAUAAGAUGGUAAGGCAAAAAGUGAUAUUAGAUAUGCUAAUUUUCAAGAACAUCUAUGAAAAUGAUUUUGAGGGUCUGGGGGAUGUUUCUAUCUUAUUUCUUCACCCAAAUGUGAAGUUUAUCAUUAAUACUUAUCGAAAGAUUAUGUAAUCUCUUGUUCUUUUGCAUUCUUUAUUUUCAGAGGUUUCAUUUAACUUUUAACGUAUUUAGUCAGCAAGUCUUCACAAGAAAAUGAGAAAGAUAGCUUUUCUGUGAGACCGUUUCAUUAAGGUUUGUUAUGUAGGGGAUGAGACCCCUUCAUGAUGAAAUCUGAGCGUUGAUAAGUAACAAGCAUAAUUUCUGCUGUACCUUUUCUCUAUUGAUAUGAAUUACGCAUUAACGUAAAUAACUUUAUUUCAUUUGCUAGGCCACCAUAUCCAAGGGCUGGAUCCAUGAUGGAGAUUAAGAUAAUAAUUGUGAUAAGUUAGUGGUUUAAGAUGAACAUCAAUAAAACUCUUUAAAAUCAACUGGUUGCGGUUCACUAGUUGUUUGAUUGCCUUCUCUACAAUCCAUUUGCAGCUUUAUAUGCUUAAAUAAAAGAAAUAAAUAUGUUUUUUUGUGGAGCAAAUGUAUUUUAAGUUCGACGAGAAAUAUUUUCUCCAAAUACUUUUCUUUUCAUAAAAGGGAAGUCGUCCAAAUAACUUGAAUUUACCCUUCCUUAAUCUGCGUCGUAUCUCUGAGAAAUACGUCUCACACAAGUACAGUUUAUAGGGUUCUUUUCCUCCUAGUUAGUCCAAUCAAAGUUUUCAAAAAAAAAAAUCAAUUUAGCAAUGCCGGUAUUUUUUUUUAUGAAGCAAGAACUUUUUAACUGAAGAUCUAAAAUGAGGGUAAUCCCUAGGCAAUAAUACUUUCUCAGAAGAGAUCGAUCAAGAGGACAUUAUGUUCUUAUUUCAGGAACACUUUUAUGUCUUAGAAACAUUCCAGUCUUAUCUUUUUAUGGAGGAAAACAAGUAGAAUGAUCUACUCUCGACCUACAUCGUUCCCUAAAGUACAUGGUAUGAAUAAUGUCUUAGGUUGGAUGUGUAUCAAUAUUUAUCAAACUGUUUUGUCGGCACUUUUCAAAGUUUAUUACAAAGGAAUGCAUAAAAGCAAAGUGAAAUGAUGACCAAUGGGUUAAAGCUUGAUAAAUAAAAUCGUGAUAAAUAUAUCCUGGAUCGUGGCAUCCCUCGUCCAUGGUGAAAGAUAAAAUACCGCUUUAAUUAUAAAAUGAAUGGAGAGCGGAAUGAAAGUGUUUUUUUUUGGGCCAGCAACGUUUACUAAAGAAAAAGAGAAAAGACGCUUGAGACAAAAGAAAUUCACGUCAUCAUAUCCGGCUAAGAAAUGAGUCAAUAUAAAAAAUCGCAGACUCUCCGUUUGGUCAAUUUAGAGUGAAAUUUUGCAAUAUUUAUUUCCUAAAAGUAAUUGCUUUAUGGUUUAAUCUUGCGUAGAAAUCAGAAGGCAGUAACAUUACAGUAGCUGGUCUAUUAAUCAAAUAAUGACUUUUUUUAGAGGAAUUUGAUACCUCAGGUGCUAAUGACCUUUUAGCCGUUUUCAUCGACAUCGUUUGAUCAGCUGAUAGCGACUUGGAGAAGCGACAAUUCACGUCAAGAUGUGAAACUUAACUAGCUGUUGAUCUCAAUUAAAUUUUCAUACCGAAUGGUUUCACACCUGCUUAGAGAGCGAAGUAAGGUUUGUUUAGCUGGAUUUACUCAAUUAAAAGGCAAAGGGAUCCCAGAAAUCUCCUGCUAUAAAAUAAAAUUUUUAGGAUGGUUAUUCAGUUUUGUGUUAGCAUCAAAAUGUUGUUCGUGUGCCUGACGUUUCUAUUACUAGCUUCCUCACUGGGGCAUGAUAUAACAAGAAGAGGUACGUAUGAUUCUCUAAAAAAUAUAGUUACAUUCAACUGCAGCUUCAACUAUUCCCAUAAUCGUAAACAGCUAUCACCAUGUGAUUUUCUCCUCGUGCUUCUCAUAGUUUAAGGGGUGAUGUGAAGAUUAAGCGAGCCGAACGAUCAAUCCUUGAUAUCCUGUUGAUGUUGGAGGCUUUUACCUCGCUGCAGACAGUUUUACUUUUUCCGAGCAAUAUAUUAAACUUUGAUGUUAGGUUGAAAGACGCUAAUUUUAAGAGUUAGUUUUAUAAGUAAGAGCUGAACUUCGUCAUAUUCAGGCACGCAAGGUUUUGACGCAACUUUUUUUUCCCUUUUAGGUGCCUCUGACCAGUAUGAAUUUUUUGAAGGUGAUAUACUGCUUACUAAAAAGGAGAUGGAGGCAGUCAAACAUGGCCUUAGUCCUAAUGGUGCCAUUGGUGCUCGAGGGCUAUCGAGUUACAAAGACAGGCUGUGGCCUAGAGGAAUCGUUUAUUACACUAUUAGUACGAGUGAGUGCAAUUGCGCUGUGCGCUACUCUCUUCCCUUUUAGCUUUUAUUCCACUGAUCUGAAAUGUUUUGCAUUAAAUUUUCUUUAAUCUCUACGAACUUAUUCUGAAAUCAUUUAAAUUGAUUGUUGAAAUUAUGGCUAUUAGUCACACAGUCACAGAAAGCAGUAGGCAGAAACUGAAUUUUCUAUGGCUCUUUAAUUCGCCGAAACUGUGCCAAUGCUUGAAUGCAUGAUUGCUCUUCUAUUCUAUUAAAUAAAGAUCUAUUUUCUUUAAUUUUUAUCAUUUCCCUGCACUAUCAACAUUCCAGUUGACAAUGGAGGGCUUCGUAGAUUUUCAGUGCAACUUCACAACUGCACAUGCACUCAUUGCACUAUCAAGCAAAAACGUCCUUCAGACCAGUAUCCUUUUUUUUUUAUUCCAGUCAGACCAAUAAGGAGAGCAAUAAUCCACAGCGCAAUACGAGAAUGGGAAGAGUUUACUUGCAUUCGUUUUAAAGAAAGAAGAUACGAAAAGGACUACAUUGAGUUCUUUGUGGGAAAAGGGUAAGAAUUUCUCAGAUUUCAUGGAAAGAUCAAAAUUAGGGAUUGAUUGGCUGAGUUAGGGAAUCAGUGAACUACAUAUAGAUUUAAUUAUAAUAUUUUGUUAUUCUAUUAGUUCUAACACUGCCGCAAAAGAAGCGAUGAGGCUAGUUAGGACAGUUCACGACUUUGACUCUCGUACAUCUCAUGUCUUUUACAUGGUAUACCAAUUGUCUUUUUGUCAGAUGUUAUUCACGAGGAAUUGGUCGUGUGGGAGGAAAACAACAAAUCUCUCUUGGUUUUGGCUGCAUCACACAUGGCAUAGCCGUUCAUGAGAUUGGACAUGCUCUUGGUAAUCUAAUUAAUUUUGGCAAUUUUUUUCUGCCGUGAAUACGAAAGGGGAAGUUUACCAUCCAUCCAUCUAUCCACGUCUUCACCUAUUUAUCCAUCCAUCCGUUUCUCGGUACACUCAAUUUUUUUGGUUUGAUAGUCAGCUCAACCAUCCAUCCAUUCAUAAAUCAAGCCAUUUAUUGAAGACUAAAAGAAUGAAAAGCUAAUACCAUGGCCAUAAAUGUAACUCAUGUUUUUAAUUUUUGUUGCAGGAAUGUACCACGAGCAAAGUAGACCUGAUCGUGACAAGUAUGUGACUAUUUACUGGGAUAACAUUCAAAAGGGUGAGACCGACUUAAUGAUAUCAUUGGUUUGUUAAGUGCUGUUACUUCUCUGUAUGUCGUCAAGUGCAUGCUAAUUGGUGAUUUCAUGGUACGAUGUAGACCGCGCCACUAUUCCGGUAAAAAAAAAAUUGAAUUCAAACUAUAUAGGAUAAGGUUGAUAGGAGAUUGCGAAAACAGAAAUUUAGAAACCUCCGGAUAGCCAAAUUGAAGAUUGUUUUGCCAGCUACAGUUUCCCAACGGCGCUCUGUUUAUCACGAAUCACUUUUAGAUUUCCUCUACAAUCUUUUCUACAAGUCAAACUGUGCCUUUUCCAACGAUUUUAAACACGUUUCCGCCUUUAUUUCUAUACUUUUAUGUUCACCGAAACGUAAGAGCAUGAUCUUGGACUCUAACAGCAGAUUAUGAUACGUUUUCGCGUAAUAUAUGGCAUGAUAAGAAAAAAAUGAGUAAAACAAACAGCAUCAUAACACCAUUAAGGGAAAGCCCUGCUUAUUUGGGAUCAUCUACGAUUCUGUCAAGGGUCAAUUCAUCUUAUUCUGCCUUCAUAUCAUAUCCUAGGUAGUGAAGGCAACUUCUACAAAUAUAGUCAUCAUGUAAUCGACAGUCUGGGAAUCCCGUACGACUACAGUUCCAUAAUGCAUUACGGUAAGCGUGAAUUGGCCUGGCCUCCAUGGAAAGUUACUAUUGAGCCGAAGCAAAGCGGAGUAAAAAUCGGUCAGCGGAGACAUCUUAGCACGCUGGAUAGGAAACAGAUGAACAUGCUAUACAAGUGCAACAGAAAAUAA
Molecule: messenger RNA, 5544 nt
Organism: Pocillopora meandrina
Lineage: Eukaryota; Metazoa; Cnidaria; Anthozoa; Scleractinia; Pocilloporidae
Source: the annotation of a GenBank genome assembly